AAUUUCCCCUUUUCCCCCGCCCCUCCUUCCUUUUACGCUGCACUUUUCAAACAAGACCUCCCAUUUCAGAAAGCAAAGCCAGAGGGAAACUCCCGGCCAGCCGAAAGAAAACCUCAAUGAAGCGAAAGUAACCGUGUCAUUCUCCUUCCAAGCAGCCAUGGCCGAGUGCGACCCGCUGGAGAGCCUGCAGAAAGAAGCAUCUUGCUCCAUCUGCCUGGAUUAUUUCAGCGACCCCGUGUCCAUCAACUGCGGGCACAGCUUCUGCCGCGACUGCAUCACGCGAUGCUCGGGCAAAUCGGACCGGAGGUUCUCUUGCCCUCAGUGCCGUGGAAUCGCCCAGAAGAGAAAAUUCCGGCCAAACCGGGAACUGAGGAACCUGGCGGAGAUCGCCAAGAAGCUGAUGUCGAGGGUCGGCGACGCGGCCCGGGCGGGCGGCGUGUGCCCGAAGCACCAAGAGCCGCUCAAGCUCUUCUGCCAGGAGGACCAGGCGGCCAUCUGCGUGGUCUGCGACCGGUCCCAGGCUCACCGCGCUCACACCGUGGCCCCCAUCGAAGAAGCUGCCCAGGAGUGCAAAGAACAUAUCCAAAGCAAACUGAAGAGCCUCAGGGAUGAAAGAGAGAGACUCCAAGGAUUAAAAGCGAUGGGGGAGAAGAGAAGCCAGAAGCAUCUGCAGCAGGCGAGGGCCGAGAGGUGGAAAAUCAUGUCGGUGUUCAAGCAGCUGCACCAGUUCCAGGACGAGCAGGAGCGGCUCCUCCUGAUGUGGCUGGAGGACACGGAAAAGGAGAUAGUGCAGACCCAGAGCGAGAACGACCGGAGGAUCUCUGCCGAGAUCUCCCACCUGGGCAACCUCAUCCGGGAGCUGGAAGGGAUGAACCCCCAGCCGGAGAACAAAUCCCUGCAGGAUGCCAGGAGUGCCUUGACCAGGUAUGUGGCUCUCUGUCCCCAGCACAGUGUCACUUCUCCAAGAGGUUUUUUUUUGCAUAGCUUAUUUGGCAAGGAAGGAAUACAAAAGUCUUCUCCUUCCAGGUGUGACGCAAGGGCUUUCCAGCAUCUGACGGAGAAGUUUCCCCGAGUAGAAAAAAGCCUCAAGGAUUUAUCUCAGAAAAACAUCAUUCUGAAGGAAGCCCUGAGGAAAUUCAAAGAGAGUCUCCUGGUUGAACUGGAUGUUCAAUGGGCAAACGUGACUCUGGAUCCAGACACAGCAAACCCCCACCUUGUCCUCUCCGAGGACCGGAGGAGCGUGAGAUGGGACGAAACACCCCAGAAUUUACCCGACAACCCGCAGAGAUUUGACACCUACUGCUCGGUGCUGGGCCACGAAGGCUUCACGGCGGGGAGGCACUACUGGGAAGUGCAGCUGGGGAAUAGAGGAUUUUGGGCUGUGGGGGUGGCCAGAGACUCAGCUUGGAGAAAGGGUUGGAUCAGCCUUGACCCUUCCCAGGGGAUUUGGGCUGUUGGCAUCUGUGGGGACAGUUUUCAGGCCUUCACCUCCUUCGAAACGGUUCAGCCUCUGAAUGGGAGGCCAAGGACUAUCCGGGUCUCUCUGGAUUACGACAAGGGACACGUGGCUUUCUUCGAUGCCGAUAAUGAGACCUUGGCUUUUGCUUUUACGCCAACUUCUUUCAACGGAGAGAAAAUCCUGCCUUUCUUCUGGGUUUGGGAGUCCAGGAUCCGGCUGGCUCCCUGAGGCAGCACGGUCAGCAAGAUGGAAAUGUCGUGCUUUGGAGAAGGCUUUGCUUUGAUCCGGGAAACCACACUGUAUUUCAGAGCUCUAUGGGUGGUAGAGAAUAAAGUGAAGGGAACAAGU
Oxyura jamaicensis (ruddy duck) is the source of this 1807-nucleotide messenger RNA. Its product is annotated as zinc finger protein RFP-like. The transcript is spliced from 7 exons. Lineage: Eukaryota; Metazoa; Chordata; Aves; Anseriformes; Anatidae. The record is from RefSeq and is a predicted model, not a curated record. Bases 158 to 1687 code for a protein of 509 amino acids. Gene Ontology annotation, molecular function: zinc ion binding; protein binding.